Penicillium salamii is the source of this 3597-nucleotide messenger RNA. The record is from the annotation of a GenBank genome assembly. NCBI's taxonomy places the organism in Eukaryota, Fungi, Ascomycota, Eurotiomycetes, Eurotiales, Aspergillaceae.
AUGACUCGGAAACCUGUCGACGAGGAGCGCGAGCGCGAGCGCAUCCGUGACCUGUCGAGAUACUACUGCACGGUCCUAAAAUCAACGCCCGCAGGGGUCACCGCGCCCACCGGCGACGACCAACCGUCGAGUUGCGAAUUGGCCCAGGAUAUCACUCUCACCGCCCUAGCCCAACUCGGAGUCUUGCGCUUUAAUGCCAAUCGCUCCUUUGUCUCCAUCAUCGACGGCGACACUCAGCAUAUCAUCGCCGAAGCCACCGGAUCGGUCUCCCUCCGAAACAAGGAUCGACAUGCGACGGGGGAUGGGAUAUACCUCGGGGCGCGUUCCCUAGAUCUGACAUGGGGGGUGUGCCCCCACACUAUCCGCCUGUUCACAGGCCGGGAAUCCAACGACAUCGAAUCGGGCAAUGUGACAGCCAAUAAGUCGCGCUACAUCAUUCGGGAUUUCACCAAGGAAGACUGCUUCAAGGACAGACCGUAUGUGAAGGAUUGGCCGCAUAUGCGCUUCUACGCCGAGGUGCCCCUGUUUAGUGCAUCGGGAUACGUUUUGGGCUCUUACUGCAUUGUCGACGACAAGCCGUGGACCGAGUUCGGCGACGACCAGGUCAGGGAUUUACAAGAAGUGGCGGAUGCAAUUGGACAUCAUUUGGAGAACGUGCGAAUGGGCGAGAUACAUUUGCGAACCGAGCGACUGGUCAAGGGCCUGACGAAUUUCGCCAAAGAACACGCCAACUUCAACCCGACCGAAGUUUCAAACGGGGGGCGGAUCGAACUCAGUGCAAAUGCUGCACACGUGGUGUGCAGCGAAGAUUCAGAGACCCAUGUCCCUACUCCGGCUGUGAUUACGACCCUGCCUUCGAACGAUGAUAUUUCGAGCUCUGGGAAAUCCUCCAUGUCUACAGUUACUGGUGAGGAAUUGGGGUCAAUCCCACAGGAUCAGCAAUCUGUAACCGAUCCUUCAUCUCUCUUUUCGAUUCCAGACCCAACAGCUUCGAGUUCGCGGGAGGAAAAGACCCUCGGGGACGCCAUGAAUCCACGGGAUAUGGGGACCCAGGGCAUCGAAAAAGAAAUCUCACAAUUAACGAUUGCGGACAGCAUACCGGUACAUGAAAAGCUUGCCGCAAUCUACUCCCGUGCAAGUGUUUUACUACGAGAGUCUAUGGACCUUGACGGUGUGGUACUGCUUGAUGCUUGCCCGACCAAUUUCGCUUUUGUCCCUGAUAAUGCGGAAGAGUGGGAACUAUUACCGAAAAUCAUGGGUGCUAGGUUCCCGAUUGUGCCGUUGCCCAGUCCACUCGGAUUGCCCCAGGUCGUGUCGCAUGAAUUCAACCACCCCAGUGAUAUUCUCAGCUGUGCAUUGAAGCCAAACGGCGACAAAGUUGAAUCUAAUCCCGCCCCGAAAAUUCCAAAAGGACUAUUGCAUCGCCUUCUCAGGGCUUGCCCGCAGGGCCAGGUAAUAGUUUUCGACAACAUUGCCGAGGAAGACUAUUGGACCUACGGCUGCACAAACCCUUCCAAGCCGAUAUCCGACCCUGUCAGUUUGCCGUUGCUAUCCAAGCAAUUAUCACAACAUAUUCCCGAUGCCAAAUCGGCUAUUUUCUUGCCUCUGUGGGAUUGGAACAAAUCCCGUUGGCUUUCUGGUGUGUUGGCGUGGACGAAGAGUAGUUUCCGAGCAUUGGGGCUUGAGGAGCUGCACUACUUUAAUGUCUUUGGCGACUCAAUCAUCUCCGAAGUUGCCCGUAUUCACUGGGCAACCGACGAGCGAUCCAAGUUCGACUUCAUUUCCUCUGUCAGUCACGAGCUGAGGUCUCCGUUGCAUGGAAUCCUGGCAAGUGCAGAGUUACUGAAUGCAACCUCUCUCGACGGAGUGCAAAGCGACAUGGUCAGUAUGAUUGAAAAGUCUGGACUGACUCUACUCGAUACAACAAAUCACAUGCUGGACUUUUGCAAGGUCACCAAUCUACGCCAUUCGAGAAAGGUUAGCCUUGGGUCUGACAGCGAGGGCGCCAACCUUGUUUCCGAUUUAGACCUCAGUGAAUUGGUGGAAGAGGUCGCGAACAUAAUGUAUACCGGCCAUCGAGCACCAGUGAGAGUCACUCAAAACUCCCGCAAGAUGUCAUCCGACGCGGAUGUGGCAGACUCAAACCCUACGCAAAUCAGUCCCACUGGCCAGGUCUCUGUCGUCGUACGCAUUGGUGAAUUCAACGACUGGAAGAUUCGAUCGCUCGCAGGGGCCUGGAGAAGAAUCGUCAUGAAUCUCCUCGGCAAUGCAACCAAGUGGACUGAGAUUGGAUUCAUUGAGCUAUCUUUAUCAAAGAUCAAAAAUUCGGCUGACUCCCGGCCUCUUGCCCACUUGUCCAUCACAGACACCGGUCGAGGAAUUGCGGCCGACUUCCUCAAGCACAAGUUGUUUGUCCCAUUCUCACAAGAAGAUCCACUAUCCGAGGGCGUGGGACUGGGUCUCAGCACUGUCCAUCAAUUGGUGACGUCUUUGGGGGGCCACAUUAAUAUUCGGAGUGAGAUCGGCAUUGGAACACAAGCAGAUGUCUAUAUUCCCGUUGAAAAUCUUGACACCGAGACCGAUGGACAUCUGAUUCCCACUCCAGAAUGUCCCAGCAAAGUACCAGGCCCCAUCCACGCGUGCUUGGUCGGCUUCAACGAUUACCCCGAUCUCACCGAACCGCCGACCGGAAUACUCACUAUUGAGGAGAAACGGAAACUCUGCAUACAAAGCACACUGAGCAGUAUAUUCACCAAGAAUCUCGGAUGGGACAUCUCCCUCGCUGAUUCUAUUGAAAAAGCACAAGGUCAAGUCAUCGUCAUCGAAGAAGAUUCCUUCGGUCGCUUAAUGACACAGCGCCAACAAGACGUCACGGAAAUGGCGGCUGAACUCGGAGUGAACUUUUUCAUCGUACUUUGUGACAGCGUGCCAGUCACCCCAGAAAUCCCAUCAGCGAACCUCAUUUGUGUUUCUCAACCACUUGGACCACAGAAAGUCUCAAAUGCCGUCCAGCGAAUCAUUACUUUGCGCGAACAAACGUCGUUAGCUACUUCACUCGAAAUAUCCGACCUCACCCAGUCGGCGGUUUCUCAUCCUACGGAAAAUAACACGUCGCAUGCUAUCUUGGAUACGGAUGAGCCAAUAUUGCUUGCUCCUGCGAAAGAAACCAUGAACAUUGUCGCACCUCCGGCCGUAUCUGUACCCCGCUCAUUCAGCAAGCAAGCUCUAGCGCAUGUUCUCAUUGUGGAUGACAACGACAUAAAUCUGAAGAUUAUGGCCACCUAUAUGACAAGAAUAAACUGCACCUUCGAGACAGCCAGCAACGGUCUCAUCGCAUUCGAGAAAUUCAAGUCAUCCCCAUCUCGAUUCGAUUUUGUCUUGAUGGACAUCUCAAUGCCAGUAAUGGAUGGUCUGGUCUCCACCAGCAAAAUUCGCGAAUACGAACGAGCAGCAGGCCUCGUACCCACUUGCAUCAUGGCCUUGACGGGGGUUUCCUCUGCAGGCUUCCAGCAUCAGGCGUACUCUGUUGGCGUUGACAAUUACCUCAUCAAGCCCCUCUCUCUUCACGAACUCAGAACUCUUAUGAAUCUUGCAUGA